Messenger RNA from Asparagus officinalis (garden asparagus), 3128 nucleotides. RefSeq names its product receptor-like protein kinase HERK 1. Gene Ontology annotation, biological process: protein autophosphorylation. Gene Ontology annotation, cellular component: plasmodesma; plasma membrane. Gene Ontology annotation, molecular function: ATP binding; transmembrane receptor protein tyrosine kinase activity. The record is from RefSeq and is a predicted model, not a curated record. NCBI's taxonomy places the organism in Eukaryota, Viridiplantae, Streptophyta, Magnoliopsida, Asparagales, Asparagaceae.
CAGCAGUUUUCCUUUGUACUUUAAUCUCUCUCUUUCUCUCUCUCUCACUCUCCAAAAUUUGCAGCAUCCAUUUGUAGCUCCCAGAGAUUGUGAAACAAAGAGAGAGAGAAAACAAGAGAAAUCUCGGAUUUUGCGCUGAAGAUCAGUAGCCGCUUCGAGAGGAGGUUCAAAGGUGACACCUUUCCCCUUUCUUUCCUCUCAAAAUCGUUCCUUUUCCAGCUGCAGAAACCCAAAAUUGGAUCUUCACCUGCUCCCCGCACGGUGCUCGUCACGGGGCCUCCCUGCUUACCAAAUCGCCGGAAGAGGUGGGCGCGACUUGAAAUUGAGCUAUUCGGUUUAAAACUGGGGUUUUGGGUUUCUGCCUCAAAAGGCUCGGGUUCGUUUCCUUACUACCCCCGCGUAUUUCUGAGAUGGGCGUCAAAAAUCACGAAUUGGGAUUCGUUUUCUUGCCGAUCGCGUGCCUGAUUUGUGCCUGUGACGCCUUCACCCCUGCUGACAACUACCUGAUAGACUGCGGUUCUUCGACGAACGUGACCGUUGCCGGUCGAACUUUCGCGGCUGAUUCGUCCGCUUACGCCACCGUGACAACCAAAAACUCCACCUUCGCCAAUGCCAGCUCGAACUCGGUCUCGUCCUUCACCCGCCUCGACCCGCCGGAGCUCUACCAAACCGCCCGCGUCUUCGUCGGCCCCUCGUCCUAUUCGUUCUCCAUCCAGGAACCCGGUCGCCAUUUCGUCCGCCUCUACUUCUUCCCUUUCCAAUCCAAAUCCUUCAACCUCACGAACUCCACGUUCUCGGUCACGACCCAGGGCGCCCUCCUCCUCAACGAUUUCCAGCCGUCCCCGACCGCGGUUCUCAAGGAGUUCUUGCUGAACGUUACGGAUAGCGACCUCAUCGUAUCCUUCGUUCCGUCGGAAUCCUCCACCGUUUCCUUCGUCAACGCGUUGGAGGUCGUUUCGGUCCCCGACGACCUGAUUCCUGAUUCCGUUCAAGCGAUCAACCCCGUGGGAAACGGAAGCGCGAGUGGAAACUACAAGGGUUUGUUAGAGAAAACAUUGGAGACCGUUUAUAGAAUCAACAUGGGGGGCCCUAAAGUUUUUCCCAACAACGAUACUCUUUCGAGAACUUGGUUUCAGGAUGAGAAGUUCCUUCUUGAUCCGAAUCUAUCGCAAUCCAAAUCCUUCUCGGGUCAGAUCAGUUAUAUGCAAGGAGUGACACGGGAAGACGCACCUGAUAUCGUUUAUGCUACUUGUACAGAAUUGGCACCGACCAACGCGUCGACUGACAAUGCUAUCUUCAACGUGACGUGGAAAUUUGAUGUUGAUGCUAGUUCUUUAUACUUUGUGAGAAUGCAUUUCUGUGAUAUAGUUAGUAUAGCAGCGCAUAAUCUCCUGUUUGAUGUUUACAUUGGAACCCAAUCUGCGUUGAACGAUUUUGAUAUCUCCAGUUUGACAUUAGGCUCCCUCGCCACCGCAGUUUACCAAGAUUUUGUUGUACCGACUUCUGAAGGGACUACUAAACUUACAGUUAGUAUUGGCCCUUCAAUUGAUACUAGUUCUGAGCCUGAUGGAAUUUUAAAUGGGCUUGAGAUUAUGAAGGUCAUGAAUAGCUCUGGUGCCUUUAUUGUCGUUGCUUCUUCUGGAUCAAAGAGUAAUCUUGGUAUCAUAUUGGGUGCUGUUUUUGGUGCAAUAGCUGCGCUAAUUCUAGUUGUUGUCGCAAUUUUGCUUAUCAGAAGAAGGAAAAUUGCAACAAAGCAACAUUCGAAGACUUGGGUUCCUUUCUCGGUUAACGGUAUGACUACAAACAGUGUAGGCAGUAGAGUAUCCAAUGGAACAACUGCUACAUCAGGUCAAAAUGCGAAUCUUGGCUAUCGAUUCUCCUUCACUGUGAUACAAGAAGCUACUAAUAAUUUUGAUGAAAAUUGGGUGAUUGGAGUUGGAGGUUUUGGCAAAGUUUAUAAAGGAGUUCUAAGAGAUGACACCAAAGUUGCAGUGAAACGAGGAAACCCAAAAUCUCAACAAGGCCUCAAUGAGUUCCGUACUGAAAUCGAGCUUCUCUCUAGAUUGCGCCAUCGACAUUUAGUUUCCCUUAUCGGGUUUUGUGAUGAAGGGAACGAGAUGAUUCUUGUGUAUGAAUACAUGGAGAAAGGAUCUCUCAAGAGCCAUUUAUAUAACUCUGACCUCCCUAAUCUCAGUUGGAAGCAAAGACUUGAGAUUUGCAUUGGAUCUGCAAGAGGGCUUCAUUACCUCCACACAGGCUCAGCAAAAGCCAUCAUUCAUCGAGAUGUCAAGUCUGCAAACAUUCUCCUUGACGAGACUCUCUUGGCAAAAGUCGCUGAUUUUGGUUUAUCAAAGACUGGGCCUGAGCUCGAUCAGACCCAUGUAAGCACUGCGGUCAAAGGAAGCUUUGGAUAUCUCGAUCCUGAGUACUUCAGAAGACAACAGUUAACUGAUAAAUCUGAUGUUUACUCUUUUGGUGUUGUAUUGCUUGAAGUUCUUUGCGCAAGACCGGUGAUUGAUCCUACACUACCGAGAGAGAUGGUGAAUUUGGCUGAAUGGGGCAUGAAGUGGCUCAAGAGAGGAGAAUUGGAUCAAAUUGUGGAUGCUCGAAUUGCUGGAAGUAUAAAGCCCGAUUCUUUGAGGAAAUUUGGGGAGACUGUCGAAAAAUGCUUGGCUGAUUAUGGAGUUGAGAGGCCAACAAUGGGGGAUGUACUGUGGAACUUGGAGUAUGCGUUGCAACUUCAAGAGGUGGACUCGAGUGUUUCGGAGGUGAAUAGUAUCAAUAGGAUCGUUGAGCUCUCUUCCCAAGUUGAAAAUAUCGGUACUCUUCAGAGUGUUAGAGUUGAGGGGAAUGUUGAUGGAUCCACGAAUGACGAUCUUUCGGAGAUUUCCAUGAGUAGGGUUUUCUCCCAAUUGAUCAAGUCUGAAGGAAGGUAAGUGUGGUCCGUCUAUGUUACCGUUUGGAAUGGUUUGGUGAAUGAUUUUUUUUACCCAAUUUUUACUUAGUUUUAUGUAAUUAAGCAUGAAAGUUCAAACUCUCUCAGGGUGUAAGUAUCGAGAUUGGUGCUUGUGGUAUGCCUCUUUCAGUAUAUUGUUUGAUACCUUCCAAUUAAGCUAUUUUUGAGGAAA